UAAAAUUCCACGAAAAACACAAUGAAUAGCCUUAUUGGCUGAGACGACUUACUUCCUGCUUACUACAAUUAUAUAAACCUAUGAAUCUAAAAUCAUUUUAUUCAUACCAACGAGAGAACUUGAAGAUUCAUAUCCCCAAAUUUAAAUCUCCCAACAAACUUACUCAGCUGAGAACCUUAAAACUCAAACUUAUCCAACUGAAAACUUCUGAUUCAAGACAUGGAUGUAAAUAAGAUUAUAAGCAAGAUUCAGAAUGGAGACUUUGAAGAUGUGAAACGACUUAUCAAAGAAAAUCCUGAUCAAGUCAACCAAAAAGGUUCAGACAGUAAAACUUUCUUAAUGGCGGCUUGUGAACAGGGCAGCACAAGUCUAAUAGCCUUCUUGAUAGAAUCUGGAGCCAAUAUAGACAUCAGUGACGAAGGCAAGAAUACAGCAUUGCAUUAUGCUGUGGAAAGCCACGAAACUGAUGCAGUGGCCUUCUUAGUCUCCAGUGGAGCAAAUGUUAAUAAGCAGGACUCAGGGGGCGAAACACCUCUACAUCUGGCUGUGAUGAAUAAAUAUGAAGAUGUAGUCAAAGUCCUGUUAAAUAGCAAAGAAAAUAACAAUUUACAGGUUAAUCAGAAAAAUAAAUUGGGCUGGACAGCUCUGCAUCUUGCCUGUCGCUAUGGAAGCAAGGACGUUGUUGAACUUCUCCUGCAACAUAAAGACACGGAUGUUAAAGCUGUGGAGAACAAAGGUUGGACAGCUCUCCAUUUUGCCUGUCGCUAUGGAAGCAAGGACGUUGUUGAACUUCUCCUGAAACAUAAAGACACGGAUGUUAAAGCUGUGGAGAACAAAGGUUGGACAGCUCUCCAUUUUGCCUGUCAAUAUGGAAGCAAGGACGUUGUUGAACUUCUCCUGAAACAUAAAGACACGGAUGUUAAAGCUGUGGAGGAAGAUCGUUGGACAGCUCUCCAUCUUGCCUGUCGCUAUGGAAGCAAGGACGUUGUUGAACUUCUCCUGAAACAUAAAGACACGGAUGUUAAUGCUGUGGAGAACAAAGGUUGGACAGCUCUCCAUUUUGCCUGUCGCUAUAGAAGCAAGGACGUUGUUGAACUUCUCCUGAAACAUAAAGACACGGAUGUUAAUGCUGUGAAGAACGAAGGUUGGACAGCUCUCCAUCUUGCCUGUCGCUAUGGAAGCAAGGACGUUGUUGAACUUCUCCUGAAACAUAAAGACACGGAUGUUAAUGCUGUGCAGAACGAAGGUUGGACAGCUCUCCAUUUUGCCUGUCGCUAUAGAAGCAAGGACGUUGUUGAACUUCUCCUGCAACAUAAAGACACGGAUGUUAAAGCUGUGGAGGAAGAUCGUUGGACAGCUCUCCAUCUUGCCUGUCAAUAUGGAAGCAAGGACGUUGUUGAACUUCUCCUGCAACAUAAAGACACGGAUGUUAAUGCUGUGACCAAGCAAGGUGACACCCCUCUUCAUAUUGCCUCUACUCGUGGACACAAGGAUGUUGUUGAUUUUCUCCUGAAACAGAAAGGCAUCGAUGUCAAUAAGGUGAACCUCGAGGGUGACACCCCUCUCCAUCUGGCAGUUCAAAACCACAAAACUGAUGUUGUGGCCUUCUUAGUCUCCAGUGGAGCAAAUGUUAAUAAGCAGGACUCAAGGGGCGAAACACCUCUACAUCGCUGUGAGGAGAACUAUGAAGAUGUAGUCAAAGUCCUGUUAAAUAGCAAAGAAAAUAACAAUUUACAGGUUAAUCAGAAAAAUAAAUUGGGUUGGACAGCUCUCCAUUUUGCCUGUCGCUAUGGAAGCAAGGACGUUGUUGAACUUCUCCUGCAACAUAAAGACACGGAUGUUAAAGCUGUGGAGGAAGAUCGUUGGACAGCUCUCCAUUUUGCCUGUCGCUAUGGAAGCAAGGACGUUGUUGAACUUCUCCUGAAACAUAAAGACACGGAUGUUAAAGCUGUGGAGGAAGAUCGUUGGACAGCUCUCCAUCUUGCCUGUCGCUAUGGAAGCAAGGACGUUGUUGAACUUCUCCUGCAACAUAAAGACACGGAUGUUAAAGCUGUGACGAAAGAUCGUUGGACAGCUCUCCAUCUUGCCUGUCAAUAUGGAAGCAAGGACGUUGUUGAACUUCUCCUGCAACAUAAAGACACGGAUGUUAAUGCUGUGACCAAGCAAGGUGACACCCCUCUUCAUAUUGCCUCUACUCGUGGACACAAGGAUGUUGUUGAUUUUCUCCUGAAACAGAAAGGCAUCGAUGUCAAUAAGGUGAACCUCGAGGGUGACACCCCUCUCCAUCUGGCAGUUCAAAACCACAAAACUGAUGUUGUGGCCUUCUUAGUCUCCAGUGGAGCAAAUGUUAAUAAGCAGGACUCAGGGGGCAACACACCUCUACAUCUGGCUGUGAGGAAGAACUAUGAAGAUGUAGUCAAAGUCCUGUUAAAUAGCAAAGAAAAUAACAAUUUACAGGUUAAUCAGCAAAGGAGAGACGGUUGGACAGCUCUCCAUGUUGCCUGUCGCUAUGGAAGCAAGGACGUUGUUGAACUUCUCCUGAAACAUAAAGACACGGAUGUUAAUGCUGAGACCAAGCAAGGUGACACCCCUCUACAUCUUGCCUCUUUUCAUGGACGCAAGGAUGUUGUUGAUUUUCUCCUGCAACAGAAUGGCAUCGAUGUCAAUAAGGUGAACCUCGAGGGUGACACCCCUCUCCAUCUGGCAGUUCAAAAGUAAGUCCCCAAUGGAUUUGGAUUAUCCAAAUCUGUUUCUUUAAUCUUUGUUUUCUUGUUUCGAGUCAUUCAUGUCAUAAUCCCACCAUGGGUCGUCAUGCUUCACCCC
This is a messenger RNA of Octopus sinensis (East Asian common octopus), 2823 nucleotides long. RefSeq names its product ankyrin-3-like. Gene Ontology annotation, biological process: positive regulation of transcription by RNA polymerase II. The record is from RefSeq and is a predicted model, not a curated record. Gene Ontology annotation, molecular function: protein binding; transcription cis-regulatory region binding. Gene Ontology annotation, cellular component: nucleus. Lineage: Eukaryota; Metazoa; Mollusca; Cephalopoda; Octopoda; Octopodidae.